AUGACGCCUCUCCGUGUCACAGAUGGCAAACCCUGCGCCGAGGUCAUUUGCGCCUGUCACCACUGCCACUACUGGCAAAACACGCCUCGUCGUCCGUUCGGUGUCAACCUCCAUUGCGAACUCUGUGGUUACUCUUUGCCAUUUCUUUCUCAAUGCCUUCGAGAUUGCAAACUCUCCAUCUUGAUCCACGUGAGCGGCAACGGAGCUCAUAGGAGAAGCACCAGCAGAGGACGGCGACAACAAUGCAUCCAGAGGGUGGGCGUGACGCUGGAUGACAGGCACUAUGCGAGGUUGAGGUUGAGGUUGGUCAGCGGAGGGGCACUGAUUCAAGGGGACAGGAGACAAGAGGGCUCAGGAUCCCAUCCUAAGUGA
Molecule: messenger RNA, 372 nt
Organism: Fusarium odoratissimum NRRL 54006
Lineage: Eukaryota; Fungi; Ascomycota; Sordariomycetes; Hypocreales; Nectriaceae
Exons: 1
Coding region: 1-372 (123 amino acids)
Source: RefSeq, a predicted model, not a curated record